AGUAUGCCAUAACCAAAGUCCACUUUAGUUGAGUGAGCAGAGAGAUCACCAUCAGCAUGUCCGGCUCAGUCAACAUAGAAGUGUCUCCCCCUCCCUCAGGCCUUGAAGCAGAUUAUGAGACACUCUUCACUACUGAUGCUCUCCUCUUCCUUCAUGAGCUCAUCUCCACAUUUGAUGAGGAGGUGAAUCAGUGUCUGUGGUUACGAGUUGCCAGAAAGGCCAACUUGGAACUGUCAGGUGACCUGCCAGGUUUCUUGGAAGACACCUUAGACAUCAGAGGAGACCCGACGUGGAGGGUGCUCCCCGUACCCCCGAGACUCCAGAGAAGACAUGUGGAUAUUGGGGAUUUAGCCCCCUGCAAUAGUCAAUGCUUUGUCAAAGCUCUCAAGUCACCAGCACAAGGCAUACAGGUUGAUUUUGAUGAUGGGAACUGCCCUACAUACUACAACCAGAUCAAAGGCAUUCACAAUGUUUUUAAAGCAGUGCACAACCAGUUUCCUGAUGUUCCACACAUAUCUCAGGCUCCUGUGCUAAUGCUGCGUCCCCGAGCUUGGAACAUGGUGGAGCACAACAUGAUGGUGGCGGGUAAGGAGGCUCCUGGUCCUCUCUUUGACUUUGGACUUCUCAUGUUUCACUGUGGAAGGAAACUGUUCGAAAACAAGAGUGGACCCUUUUUCUACCUAUCAAAAAUAGAGAGCUUCAUGGAAGCCAGACUAUGGAACAAGAUAUUUGUUUGGACGCAACAGAAGCUUGGCCUUCCAAUUGGCAGCAUUAAAGCAACAGUGCUAAUUGAAAACAUAUUAGCAGCCUUUGAGAUGGAGGAGAUUCUUUAUGAGCUUCGGGACCAUUCAGCAGGACUCAACUGUGGCGUCUGGGAUUAUUCAGCCUCCUUUGUCAAUAAGUUUGGACACCGACUGGCCUUCUUGCUGCCUGACCGCAGUAAAUACGUCAACAUUGAGACGCGCUUCCUGCGUAGCUACAUGGACCUGCUGAUCCAGACAUGUCAUCGACGGGGAGCACUGGCCACAGGAGGCAUGUCUGCUCUCCUCCUACCUCAGGACCCACUCUCUGAGUCCCACAGGACAGUGUUGGCUACUGUCAACAGACUGAAGCUGAUAGAGAUCAAGGCAGGUGUGGAUGGUUUCAUGGUUUAUGAUCUGAACCUGAUAGAGCCCAUGCAGACACUUUUCAAACUUCACACUGAAGGUGAUAAUCAACUCCACCAGCUUCGAAAUGAUGUCACUGUGACUCCUGAUGAUCUACUCUCCAUACCUAUAGGAGGAAUCACCCUUGAUGGUUUGAAGUAUAACAUUGCAGUUGGAGUACUCUUUAUUAAUGCUUGGCUCUCGGGUGAAGGUGUAUUUUUCUACAGAGGCAGUGUCGAAGAUUCAGCCACAGCAGAGAUUUCCAGAUCCCAGGUGUGGCAGUGGAUCCGUCAUCACUCACAGUUGGAGGAUGACAGCAAGGUGGUGAACAGGCAGCUGGUGACUGCCUUCCUAAAGGAGGUCAUGGUGGAGCUCAGCAGUCUGUGCCAUUCUUUUAGGGAUAAGCAGAGGUUACUCACAGCAGCAGAGAUGUUCCUAGAGAUGGUCCUCAAGAGAGAUUUCCCAGAGUUCAUCACCACCUACUUGAAUGAGGACCACACCUUUCUCAGCUGUCAGAGCACAACGCCGGCAGCAGCUCUGGAUAGACAUGUGCACCGUUCCAACCUGUGAUGGUCGAGCUGACACACAGCUUUAUGUAAACACUUUCGAUAGAUACAGCCCAUCUUACCACAGGAUCACACCAGCGCCAUAAAUAACAACUGUGUAUUCAUGGUUCUGAACAUUAGCACGUUGAGGGGCCUCGUGGCUGCUGUCACAUUUGAACCGUGGACCUGCAGUUUUUUGUAGUGUAUUUGUCUUGAAUGAAAAUAAAGUACCACAUCAAGAGAA
Molecule: messenger RNA, 1934 nt
Organism: Pleuronectes platessa (European plaice)
Lineage: Eukaryota; Metazoa; Chordata; Actinopteri; Pleuronectiformes; Pleuronectidae
Gene: ugl
Product: ureidoglycolate lyase
Exons: 15
Coding region: 57-1715 (552 amino acids)
Biological process (GO): glyoxylate cycle
Cellular component (GO): cytoplasm
Molecular function (GO): malate synthase activity
Source: RefSeq, a predicted model, not a curated record